Striga asiatica is the source of this 1080-nucleotide messenger RNA. NCBI's taxonomy places the organism in Eukaryota, Viridiplantae, Streptophyta, Magnoliopsida, Lamiales, Orobanchaceae. The record is from the annotation of a GenBank genome assembly.
AUGGAAGGUUUACUCUCAGAUGAAUCCUCAUCCCAACCAUCUCCACCGGGCCUAAGCCCGGAAAACGAAGCAGCCGUCAUGUCAAGCCCGCCACUAAUCGGGCUAAAAAAGGCAGAAAGCCCGGAAGAUACCUCGGGCCCUUCUUUACCUCCUCCCAUGCCUAGCCCAAGAAAAUCCAGCGUUGGCGGCUUAUUCCCAAACAUAGCCGAUGGGCCCAGCAUCACUUCUUCUCCAGCUUCACACCACACGAUGUGGAGAUAUGAUGAUGAUCUCGCCAGAGGCCGUGGAGGAAUGAAGGGCUGGAUGAGAUUGGGCCCAUUUGGGCCGCCUUCUGAAGCAAGGCAGUGGCGGAUAGGGCCGGGUCUAGGCAUGGGACAUGCUGACGUGGCGUACAAUGAGUUGGAUAGUGAGAGAGAUAUGGGGUCCACGGCGGGCCCACACGGGCCUAAGAAAGAUGAUGAUGAUGGGUUGAAUAUGGCGGCAACAGUGCACUGGGGACGACAACACGCCGGCCUGAGGUGUGAGCGGCGACAGAGCCGGACUCGAACCGGCACCGGCCGGCGGCGCCGCAGACUCCCCGCCCGAGCUCGCCACCGCCACCGCCGCCGCCGGAGGCCGGGUUCGGGCCGCGGCGCUCUCCUGCGCCAGCGCCUCGCAGAACGCCCUGUGCCUUUACCUGGAAAACAAAGUGCCGCAAUCGCAGCGGUACUCCUUUGUCCCGCAGGUCUUCAUGUGAGCCUUCCAAUCGGACUGAACGGCGUACUUUUUGGAGCAGCGCUCGCACUUAAACCGCUUCUCGCCGUGCUUCCGGGAGAAGUGCUUCUUUAUUCCGGUGAGGUCGCCGAGGGCCCUCGAGGGGUCGUGGUGGACGCACGACGGCUCCGGGCAGACGUAGACCCGCUUCCUCGGCUCUUUGCCCGUCCUCUGCCGGAGCUUCCACGGGAGAUUGUGGCCGCGCCGGUGGAGCUGUUCUGGUCGCGCUGGAAACCCUUCCCGCAGAUCUCGCACACGAAUCUGUUGGUCGCCAUUAACGUUUUUGGGGACAGCGCGAUUACUUCAGAAUCUGGAUCUGCAAAAAAG